Molecule: messenger RNA, 1593 nt
Organism: Aureobasidium namibiae CBS 147.97
Lineage: Eukaryota; Fungi; Ascomycota; Dothideomycetes; Dothideales; Saccotheciaceae
Product: MFS general substrate transporter
Exons: 6
Coding region: 1-1593 (530 amino acids)
Biological process (GO): transmembrane transport
Molecular function (GO): transmembrane transporter activity
Source: RefSeq, a predicted model, not a curated record
AUGGCUUCCUCCCAAGUUGACGACACCAAAACUUCGAAACAACUCGAGGCGUUGCCUCAUCCGGUCAAUGUCAUCUUCGAUGAUGAGUCUUCUUCGCUCGGCAAAGGCGAUAUCCUUGGUGCUGAGCAUGUCGAUCUGGUCCUCAAUGCCAAGAUGCAUCUGGUCAACAAUGCAAUUGAUGAGAUAGGGUUCACUGGAUAUCAUUGGAAGUUGUUUGUGCUCAAUGGUUUUGGCUACGCAGUAGACUCGUUACUUCUCCUGGUCCAAGGAAAUAUAGCCUCGUAUGCUGCCAAAGAGUUCAACCCAUCCUUUCCCAAAGGCCUCACGAUUGCCGCUUAUGUCGGUAUGUUGGUUGGCGCUCUCUUCUGGGGCUUCUCAGCGGAUGUUAUCGGCCGCAAAUUCGCGUUCAACUUUUCCCUCAUGAUCUCGUCUGUCUUCGCCAUCGUUGCAGGCGCUUCUCCAAACUGGAUCGUACUUGGUCUCUUCAUAUGCUUGUCUGCAUUUGGAAGUGGAGGCAAUCUCGUACUUGACACUGCUGUUUUCCUCGAGUAUCUUCCCAGUCAGAGUCAAUGGAUGAUCACUGCCUUGGCCGCUUGGUGGGGACUUGGUCAAUUGGUUGCCGGUCUUUUUUCUUGGGCUUUCCUACCCGGCUACUCUUGUGCGACCGUUGCGACUUGUACCCGUGCUAACAACAUGGGUUGGCGCUAUGUCUGGUUUGCAAACGGCGCUCUGGUCUUUGCCAUGUCUCUUGCCCGAAUCUUCGUCAUCAAGCUGAAGGAAACGCCCAAGUUUCUGAUCGGUGAGGGAAAGGAUGCUGAAGUGAUCGAGACUCUGCAGUUCAUUGCCAACAAAUACAAUAGACCUUGCAGUCUGACUUUGGAGCAGCUGGAGGCUUGUGGUGACAAUGGCGUGCUAACGUGGAAAUUCAGGACAUAUAACUCGCAUGCCAAACACAAGUUUUCUCCCAUGGAAAUCGUCAUCCACUGUCGCGGUCUGUUCGCUACCAGACGUAUGGGGCUCUCAACAUCCUUGAUCUGGUUCUCAUGGCUGCUCAUCGGUCUCGCUUACCCCUUGUACAACGUCUUCCUACCCACCUACCUGGCUACUCGCGGUGCACAGUUUGGCGAGCAGUCCCAGUUCGUUUACUGGCGCAACUAUGCCAUCGCCAAUACAUGUUCCAUCCCCUCUCCCAUCUUGGCAGGAUUCAUGUGCAGAAGUAAAUUCUUCUGGGGUAGACGAGGCACCAUGAUCAUUGGCGCUCUCAUCACCAUGGCUUUCUUCUUCGCAUACACUCAAGUCAGGAACAACGCACAGAAUCUGGCAUUCACUUGCUGUAUAAGCUUUUUCUUGAAUGUGUACUACGCUACGCUGUAUGCCUAUACUCCUGAAGUCCUACCAUCCGCUCACCGUGGCACUGGCAACGGUAUCGCAAUCGCACUGAAUCGCGUCAUGGGUAUCAUGAGCGCAAUCGUGGCUACAUAUGCUAACACCAGUACUCCCGUUCCGAUCUACAUUUGUGCUGCGCUAUACAUUGUGAUGGCUGCGGUCGCUGCUGCAUUCCCCUUUGAACCUAUGGGCAAGAGAAGUUCUUGA